This is a messenger RNA of Lycium barbarum (goji berry), 2334 nucleotides long. RefSeq lists its product as uncharacterized. The coding region runs from base 537 to 1724 and encodes 395 amino acids. The transcript is spliced from 4 exons. The record is from RefSeq and is a predicted model, not a curated record. NCBI's taxonomy places the organism in Eukaryota, Viridiplantae, Streptophyta, Magnoliopsida, Solanales, Solanaceae.
GUACACUCUACCCUCUCCAGACUCUACUUGUGGGAAUGCAUAUGUUGUUGUUCUUUUAAUUCAGAUAAAUACCACAUCAAAAUUUUCAUUUUCUUACUUAUUGGUUAAAAUUAGAUUCUUGAUUUACUAAUUAGGUGGAAUGUUUUAAUUCAGAUAAAUCCCAGAUCAAAAUGUUCAUUUUCUUGCUUUUUUGUUAAUAGGGUUUGGGCUAAAGUUUUCAUUUUUGGGUUAAACCUAGAAUAUUUCACUUAUUAGGUAAGACGUUUUAAUUUUAGACAAAUCCCAGAUAUCUUGUUUUGUAGUCAUUAGCCUCUGGCCUAAAGCCUCGACUUUUUUAGGUUAUUUAACUGACAUUAAUCUUGUUGAUAAUUGUGAGUUCUAGUUUUUUUUUUUUUUUUUUUUUUUUUAUUAUAGAGAAGCUUUUUGUUGGGUGGUUGAUAUAUAAGGAGGCUCCAUUUUAUAGGAGGCAAUUGGCAUAAGGAAUAAGCAAUCAUUGAGAGCCGGGAGUUUGACCUAGGUACUUCUUUUUGCAUGAUAUGGUGCUCGUGGUGAUUUUUAGCUUUAAUCCAGUCAUGGGCCCUAAAUAUGAAAUUGGAACCCGUAAUCAUUCUCGAACAGAUGCAGUGGUUACUAAAAAUGAACAUGAGGCCAGUUCACCAAUAAUCUUUCUCCUGGAUUCUAAACAUGAGAGUGAAAGUAGAACAAGCUUGGGUUCUAUCUUAAAUGAAAGUGCUUCAGGGUCAAGUAAGAGUUCAGAACUUUCUUGUUCCACGUUUUCAUCCUCGUCCGGUUAUUCCUCGGAUGAUUUCAUACUAGUGAAUCCAAAAAUAGCAUCCAACUCUAUCUCAUUAAAAAUACCAUCUUCUAAAUUUCUUCCGGAUGACAAAUUGGAAUUGAAUACAUCAACAAGCUCUGCCUCGGGGGUUUUAGACAUCACUGAUGAAUCAUUAUUGACAACCGUGCCAAGCACAAAAUGUCCUUCUAUCCAAGUGAUGGAGAGGCAAGGAGGUUACGAUCCCAACAGAGUUCCGUCUUCCAUUUUCGAAAGUAAAUCUUCAACACCUAAUGAAUGGAGUGCUGCCUCUGACGAGUCAUUAUUUAGUAUCAACGUCAGUCUUUCGAGGGAUCAUAAUUCUCGCGAACUAAGCAGGUGUGUGGAAUUGGACAGAUGUGAAGAACUUAGCAAGUCUGGCGAGCUAGUUAGCUUUGGACACUUACCAGCUGUAAAAGAAGAACAUAUGGAAACGAGUUUUGAUGCAAAAAGAGGUGUGGUUACUGGAAACAACUUUAUUGAAACAGGAACGCAACAUAAACCAAUUAAGAAAGAAGUCCAUUUUGAAGGGGAAACAAAAUUAAGAGGGAACAGGGACUUCUCAAUUGCUGUGGGCCAUUCCGAAGGGAACGGAGGGUUUAGAGACUCCUACAGCGCCCCUCACCAUUCCAAUGGUAAUGAUAAGUCUUUAGCUUUUCCAACAGAUAAAAAGUCCACAGAACCUUUUUGCCAUGUUGUUUAUUACACAAAAAAGAAGUCUAGAUGGCCGUUAUGCUUCUAUUCCCAUUGUAGCUGCGGGUCGUGCUGCUCUAGAUGGCCAAGCUGUUGUUGUAAGAGUGCAAGUUGCUUGUCUUGUAAGUGGUCAAGCUGGAUAUGUUUCUCUUGUAAGUGGUUAAGCUGGUCUUGUUGUUUCCAUAAGUGGCCAAGCAAACAGGGCUGCUGCUGCAAAUGAUCAGGAUACGACCUUUCUUAUCCAACUUGGCCCAACAGAACUGUAGUGACGGAGUCAGGAUUUUCACCAAGGAGAUUCAUUGUCUACUAUACAUACAUAAAAAUAGAUUUUGACAUAGAUUUUGACCUUGUAUAUAAAGUGUGAUUUUUGGCUAAGGGGGUUCAGCCCCUGCGCAAAAGCAUAACUAAGGCGGGUAUUACUUCCGGUCGAAUCAUGUAUAUACAUAUAUAACUUUUAAGGAUACAUAUAUACAUAUAAUAAAAAAUCGCACUUGUUUAGAAUGAGUCCUCUGGAUCCUGGAUUCCCCUUUGUAGCCAAAAUGCACUUCAAGUGUUCAACGUCGCCACGAACCUGCUGCAAGUGUCCGAAGUUUUGGGUGCCAGUACUGUUUCAGAGCAUUUGGCUGCUGGUGACAUUGUAAAUGGAUAUAAAUAAUUUUGACCUUGUAUAUACAGUGUAAUGUAAUGUCCCGAUGAAGAGGAUUUGAAUGAACCCCGUGCGCUCCCUGGCUUUAUGAUAGUCGAUCACUCACUGGACAAUAUUUGAUUUCUUGAUCUUUCUAGUGUACAUUUUAGGUGAUUGGGUUUAUAUAUCAUUUCUUGCCUCAGAA